Klebsormidium nitens is the source of this 4995-nucleotide messenger RNA. NCBI's taxonomy places the organism in Eukaryota, Viridiplantae, Streptophyta, Klebsormidiophyceae, Klebsormidiales, Klebsormidiaceae. The record is from the annotation of a GenBank genome assembly.
UGCAAAUCUGGUUUCUGCACACUUGCCAUGGCGGCAGGGUGAGGAAGCUUCAGCCUUCACCAUUGGCAUCACGAUCUGUCUUCGGCUCUGAAAGGAUUGUUCAAAUCUUAGAAGCCAUAGGUAUUGCUGGUGGCUGGCUUCGACAAAGAUGGAAGGAGGAGCUUCUGUUUUGACUGACGGGGUUCAUUGUUCAUGGACACAGCAAGAAAUUGAGAAGUGGUGAACAAGAAGCAGAACCAAUAGCUUUGAGGCAGGAUGGCAGGAUCUCGUCCGCUGAUUGAUCUAGGCGACUGGGGAUUGGACCCCCCUCCACCAGAAGCAGCACCGACGCCCCACUUUCACAAAAGCAAGGUCGUCCUGCCCCCGCCACCGGAAGGCCCUCCUCGGAGGAGACGCUCCGAGCCGUCUCUCUUCCCGCUCGCGACAAGCCCUGUUCAGGAUGCGCCAAAACAGGGGGUCCAGUCGUUUGCCGCGCUUGAUCUGCUCAGCGACUCAGUGCCUCUGGCUGGCCCCCCUGCCGGCAAUCCCUUCUUGAGUGCAAAUGGGAGCACCCCCUUGAAUCAGAGCACCGGCGCGUACCCGGGGUACCGCGAUGAGGCGGUCAGGCGGAGCUACGACGUUGCGCACACGCCUAGUUCUCGGACGUCUCAUUCGCUGCCUCCUAGUAUGCUGAGCUCAAGGGACGAUCUCUUAAGCAGUCAGGCUGCGCCGAGGAACCCUAAUGAGCAGUCAAUAACCCUUUCCAAUGGGGUGGGAAUUGCCCCUCCGUCCCGGGUGCGCUCCAAGAGCCCGCUCCCCCCCCUCAGCAGAGAUGCCCCCCCUUUAGCAGAUCCGUCCAGCCUGCCCCCCCUACCAUCCCCCAUUUUGUCAGACUCCCCGCACUUGCCACCAAAUUUUGGCCAGGCCCGGUCGGAGCCCGCUUCUCUGGCAUCCUCCGCUUCGUCGUUCCACGGCCCCCCUGUAAAUAGAUCCACCGACUUCGCCUCCAGGGGGGGUACCCCCAGCAGCUCAGGCAUACCCCCCAUUGCACGGCGGUCGUCCCCGAUGCGUGCCUCUGCCCCUGCUGCCGACUCCAUUGACAAGCUCUUUGCGACCCUAAGCGGGCAGCGACAAGGAGACGGCCUCGCAGCCCCCCCCAACGGAGCAGACGGCUUCACGUUCCAGUUCGGCAAGGCCAACCCAUUCUUCACGCCCAGCGCACUCACCCCCUUGGCAGAAAGCACGGAUACAGCAGAGGGAGCGCCCGCUGAUGUCACCUACCCGGCUGCCACAGACUGGGAGGAUCAGUUCGACUUCUUCGUGAACAACAGGCUCCCCCCCAGCUCCCCCCCUCCGGGCACCGUCACAGAAAGUGUGACGGAAAGUGCGGGGCCCUCUUUUGCUGCGGAGGAACCCGCCGGGCCCUCUCCCGCAGGCACAAUAUGGAAAGUCCUCAACACACAGGGCCUCGAGCCCGCGCCGGAGUCCGAAGCCAGCCUGACUCUCGCGCCGUCGUUCAAGCUCGACAGCCCAAAGGUAGCGAAGCAGCCCCCCGUCUUCGUGGGGAGGAAGGGAGGCGCCGCCGCCCCGAUGCGCGCCGCCGUCUCCCCAAACCGCCCGACGUGCAUCGAGCUUCGGCCGGCCCCCCUCCGCGGCUCGAAAGCGGACCAACCCGCGCGCGCUCUCGCGUGCACCGAGACGGCCGUCUGGGCCGCCGUCGACGGGGGGGUCAAAGUGUGGGACGUCGAGGCGGCGACCGCGAGCGCGAGCAGCGGGGAGAACAACGUGACGUCGGGGGACGAAGACGCGGCCGCGUUCACGUUCUUGGCGGUGCACGGGACAACGAAAGUGCUGUGUUUGUGCGCCGACUUCGGGCGGGAAGUCGUGUGGAGUGGGCAUAGUGACGGGAAGGCGCGCGCGUGGCCGAUGGCGGUGCCGGGCCCGGGGGCGGGCGAGGCGGUGACGUCGUCGCUGAUCUGGGGUGCGCACAAGUCGGCUGUGACGGCGCUGUGUGUGACACCGUAUGGCGAUCUCUGGACGGGCUCCGAGAGCGGCAACAUCAAGUGCUGGCCGAGCGACGCGUGCGCCCGCUCGAUCACGCAGGGCGCGAAGCAUGACCACACGGCCGCGCAGUAUAUGCAGCACGCGGGGUUCACGCUCAAGGGCAAGCUCGCGGGCGACAGCAACCAGGUGCACUCCGAGGUGCGGUUCCUGAUGGUCGAGCGGGUGUACAGCCGGGUGUGGAGCGGAGGGCAGCACUCGGUCGCGCUCUGGGAUGCCCGCACCCAUACUCUGGUGCGAGUCGUCGGCACCAACAUCCAGAACGAGUUCGUGCACCCUCCCCGCGCGCUUGCGUCCCGCGAGCCGUCCCCGAUCGAGAUCCGCCCGGCGGAGGAGGACGGCCCGGAGAUUGCGGAUGCCCGGAAAGACGACAAGAAGGAGCGGAAAGAAGAGCGGAAAGAACGCGCGGGGUUCAGCCGGCUGAGCACGAAGACGGAACGGCACGGGGGCGGCGCGAUGUCGUUCCUGCGCAAGUCGCGCGACGCGGUGUUGAAAGGCGCGGCGGCGAUGGUUUCGGCGGCGGGUGUGAAUACGCCCCCCGGGGGCCCCGCGAACGACCCGACGCGGUUGAGCGCUCUCGUCGCGGCGCCGGACGGGACGAUCUGGGGCGGGUACGGCGACGGCCGCUUGGUGCAGUGGGACUGGCAGGGCAACAAGGUCUCGGAAAGUCAGCCGAGUCUAGUUCCCGUGCGGUGCAUGUGGGUCGUCGGGCUGCGCGUCUGGAUCGGGUACGCGGACGGGCGCAUUCACAUUUUGAACGGGCGCAGCGGGAAGGCGCUCGCGGUGUGGCGCGCGCACAGUUCGGAGGUGACGAAAUUGGCGCAAGCGGGGGAGUGGGUUUUCAGUCUCGCGGCGAGGGGGGGGAUCCGGGGGUGGAGUAUGCGGACGCCGAACACGGUGGAGCAUAUCAUACGGGAGGAGAUGACGGCGUGCUGCGAUACGUAUACGAGGUCCAAGGCGAUCCAGAUCCUGGCGGGGACGUGGAACGUGAACGAGCAGAAGGCGACGCCCAAGGCGCUCAAUGAAUGGAUUGCCGAGAAGUCGAGGCCGGCGAGCGUGGUCGUGAUUGGGCUGCAAGAGGUCGAGAUGGGCGCGGGGAGCCUCGCGUCAAGCCUCGCGAAGGAAACCGUCGGGUUAGGCCUCCAGGAAAAGGGUUCCGCGAUGGGUCAGUGGUGGUUAGGGGCGAUAACCGCCGCUCUCGGUGCGGAGGAGUGGGAGAAGGUCGCGAGUCGGCAAAUGGCGAGCAUGCUGGUCGGGGUUUGGGUGCGGCGAGAGUUGCUGCCUUACGCGGGGGAGUUUGAGUACGGCGCGGUCGCGUGCGGGUUCGGGCGCGCGCUCGGGAACAAGGGCGCAGUCGGCGUGCGGUUCAACAUGUUUCGGCGAACGGUGUGUUUUGUCAACUCGCAUUUUGCCGCGCACAUGGAUGCGGUCGCGAAGCGCAACGAGGACUACGAGCACAUCGCGCGGCGGAUGGUGUUCGGGAAGUACCAGGGGGUGGUUGUGGCGGGGGUUAGCGCGGUCGGCAACGCGGUUAACGCAGCGGCGUACGGGUUAUCGUCCGCGGUCAAGAACGCGGUCCAGAACGCGCAGAAACGGGGCGAAAGCGGGAAGAACCUGACGGUCGUUUUGGAAACCGGGGGAAACGUGCAGGUUCCGGAUCUCGACGCGGAGCUCCCGAGCCCGAUCGUCGAUACGGACCCGCUCGGACAGCCGGACCUGUCCGAAGCGGACCUGCUGAUUUGGCUCGGCGACUUUAACUACCGGAUCGAUAACCUGCCGUUCGAGGAAGUGGUCGACGCGGUUCGGGAGAAGAAGUGGGAUUGGCUCCUGGCUAACGAUCAGCUCCGGACAGAAAUGGCGGGCGGUCGCGCGUUUCAGGGGAUGUGCGAAGGGGCGAUUCUGUUUCCGCCGACUUACAAGUUCGACAAGAACACGGGCGACCCGAUGGGGUAUGACUCGAGCGAGAAGAAGCGGAUUCCGGCGUGGUGCGACCGGAUCCUGUUCCGGGACAGCUUCGACAAGCCGGAGGCGGAAAAGGUGUCCAAGCUCGCGCAGCCAGUGCGGGCCACUGUCGUCAGCUACGAGGGCGUCAUGGACGUGACUGACAGCGACCACAAGCCGGUGCGCGCGGAGCUCGCCGUCGAUCUCGCGGUCAUCGACGAGGCCGCGCGCCGGCGCGAGUACGGGCGCGUUUUGCGCACCAACCCUGAGCUUCUCUCUUUCCACCACCGCUGCAACGCGCUCCCGGACUGCACGGUCAGCGACCGGCAGAUCAUCGUCGACGGGCGCGUUCCGGCGACCGUACGGCUGACGAACCACGGGACGGAGUCGCCCUGCUGGUACGUCGUGCGGGCCGACAAUAAGCCGCCGACCGACUGCGACUGCUGUAUAAGUAUGAGCGCGGACAAGGGCGCGGGUUUCCCGUCGUGGCUGAAGGUCCGGCCGGCUGCGGGGAUCGUGCCGGGCGCGCAGAGCGUCGCGAUCGAGUUCGAGUUCGCGCGGAAGGGCGUCGACGAGGACGAGGAAAGUGAGGCGAGCGGAUCGGGGCGGAAACACAGUUGGUGGGCGAACGACGAGAAAGACGUGUCCGUCAGUCUGGUGAUUUUGGUCCGGGGGCCGUUGGCGUCGGACUACGUGACGCACCGGGUGUGCGUGAGCCACGGGCCGAACGCGCGGCGGCACGCGCCGGGACGGGUGACGAGUCGAGCGCCGGAUCUCGGACGGCCGCCGACGCCGCCGAGAGACACGACGAGAACGCCGACCGCGAAGGUGGUGACGCCAACAGUCGUGGCGCCGCAGCCGCUGCAGGAUCUGUUGAGUUGGGACUGACCGUUGGGCCGAGAUUGAAUUGUACCCAUAACUGUUGAUAAUUAUGAUCGGUCAGAGUCGGGUGUGAUGUCGAAUGGAAGAAGCCGCUUUCAUUGUCGGAGAUAGUGUUUCAUGAAUUAUGCCACA